AUGGGAUCACCAUUAGCAGCAAAGACAGUGGGAAAGCUUUUAGAAUGCAGCCUAACAAAGAAGCAUUGGAAGGAUGUAUUGGAAAAUGAUUUGUGGACAUUAAAAACUAAUGCACAUGAUAUUAUGCCUGCACUUGCAUUGAGUUACUACCAUCUACCUCAGCAUCUCCAACAAUGCUUUGUCUUUUGUUCGUUGUUUCCUAAAAAUCAUGUCUAUUAUAAGGAUGAGUUGAUUUGCAUGUGGAUAGCCAAUGGGUUUGAUUUCCUAAAAUAUAAUGUGAACAAAGAAACAGGUUUCUUGGUUGCCCAAUUGAGGAAUAUGAAUGAACUAAGAACACGACUUUCAAUUAAAGACUUACGGAAUAUUGAUAAUAGGAAAGAAGCGAUGAAAGCCAAAUUGAAGGAAAAAUGUCAUAUCAAGAGUUUGUAUUUAGAUUGGAAUAUUGAUUCGGUGGAUGAUGAUUGCAAACAUGAUGUCGAAGAAGUACUUGAAGGCCUUCAACCUCAUCCUAACUUAGAAGAAUUACAUAUUGCGCUCGGAUUGUUACCCUCUCUUGAGGGAUUACACUUUUCUGACUGUGAGAACAUAACAAUUGAGUGUGAAUCAUGUGAUGAUUCUGAGAAUGAGAUGUUUCCAUCCUUGCAGCUGCCACUUUUAUGGAAUUGUACAACAUUAUCAUUUACGGGCAUUCCAAUGUUUCCAUCUUUGCAGCGGCUUUCAUUGCGUAAUACAAAAGUAUCAUUUACGGGCAUUCCAACUUCAUCAUCAUCAUCAUCAUCUCCAACAACACCAGGGCCUCGCAAGGUGUUUCCUCAUCUUCAGGAACUCACUAUGGUGCAAUGUAAUGAAAUGAAUGGAUUUCCUUGGGCCAUAUGUGUAGCUCUAAAGAAGCUACACAUAAAAAAUAGUUCAGGCAUGGAUGACAAAUUGCCAGGAUGCCUCCGUGGCCUUUCUUCUCUUACUCUAUUAAAUUUGACAGGGGCAAAGAUCAAAACCUUUGAUGCAGAGGUGAUGGCCACACUCCAUGCACUAUGGCGGUUAGAUCUUUCAGAUUGUAAUAAGCUUUUAUCACUGGAAGGUUUACAAGCCCUCCCCUCCUUGACAGUUUUGUGGAUUUAUAGAUGUCCCAAAUUUAGAUCCUGGUGUACGGCGGAGAUGGCAAAGCUACAUGAACUAGUUAUAUUGUCUUGCCAAGAUCUAGAAUCUCUGCCUAAUUGGUUGCAUUGCCUUUCUUCACUAGAGGCAUUGACUAUUACGCGUUGCCCAAAGUUACUUUCACUGGCAGAGGGAGACAGAGCUCUGAUCAGAGGCAUCUUCCCUGUCUUCAAUCACUCCAUCAAAUCUGAGAAGAAAUAUGGACGAACUUUUUCAUGA
Molecule: messenger RNA, 1374 nt
Organism: Dioscorea cayenensis subsp. rotundata (Guinea yam)
Lineage: Eukaryota; Viridiplantae; Streptophyta; Magnoliopsida; Dioscoreales; Dioscoreaceae
Product: putative disease resistance protein RGA4
Exons: 4
Coding region: 1-1374 (457 amino acids)
Biological process (GO): defense response to other organism
Molecular function (GO): protein binding
Source: RefSeq, a predicted model, not a curated record